AUGCAUUUCUUUCUAAUACUUUUCUUUCUCCUGCGGAAAGGAUUCUCUCAAGAGGCUGAACGCUCAAACGCCGGGAUCUACUUUCGUUUGAAUCAAAAAGCCGUCAAUUAUAUUGCGAAUUUGACCGAAGAAGCGAUGCCACAAAUUCUCGAAAAAAUGCAAUUCCCAACGCAACAAGCCGGCCCGGCAAUUAUCAGUCAGCUGACAAUCGAGCGAUUUCAACGACCAAUCAUUGAAGCGGACUUUGUCGAGAAUCGAGGUGUCUCGGCUCAAGUCAUUCUCCCGUUGAUCAAAGUGAGCGCAAAUGCAGAAGUCGACAUCUUCUUGAUCCUCUCAACGAAUGAAACUUUUGAAAUCGAAUUCAAAAACCUAACGAUCAAUAUGGAUGUUUAUUUCGCCAGAGAUCCGAUAAAGAAUCGGAAUAUCAUCGAGAUUCCUAAUUGCAAUGUGACGGCAUUCAGUUUCAAGGGGAUUUUCAAUCAAAGCCUCCAAUUGCAUCUGUUUCAAGAUAUGAUCAAAGAUAUGGUCACAAAUAUGCUACAAGACAAGAUUUGUCAAACGACACUUGAUGCGAUUAAAUAUGUGGACGAGCAAGAGAUUCAACCGACUCCAAAGACUACUCCACCUCCAGCGGAGAAUGCGGCCGGGGGAAUGGCCUCAGGAUUCGGGAGCAGUCUGUGUGCAAUUGAUAGAAUUGAAACCGAUGAAGAUGACGAGGAGACUCCGAUCACAACGAAAGCCCCGCUAAACUCUCAUCCGGUCACCUGGGGAGUCGAUCUGACGCUAAACUAUCCGCCGAAAUUCUCGAAAGAUGAUGUGGUUUUCGGUGUUGAUGGUGGUGUGUUGUUGAAUGAAAAAUCGGCAUUGGACGUUGAAAAACCCCAUCAAUUAAACACGAGUCUUUUGGAUGAAAAAAUGAUCGGCAUUCUUCUCUCCGAUUACAUCCCGAACACUCUCCUUUCGCAUCUCUACGAUGGAGGACUUGGGAAUUACACGGAAAGAAUCUACGCCGAUCGAGUGCCGAAAUUCGCACGAGGACUCGCAAAACUGUUCUGCGCCAAGUGUUUCCUCGAAAUCACCGCAAAUCUCACAGAAAAACCGCGAAUGCAAAUCGACAAACGACUGGGCGCCCGGUUGGCCAUCUCCGGCAACGUUAGUCUGACUUUCCAGAGCUCACAAAAAGUUCACGAUCUACUUUAUGCUGAUGUCACUUUGCACAUUACGCUGAAACCCUCGAUUCGACAUAGCCGCCUGUAUGGGGACAUUUCGUUGACAAAUGUGGAUCUGAAUGUGAAAGAUAUCGGAAUGGGUGGCUUGUUGGCUUUCCCGCUGGAGAAAGUGGCGAAUGUGAUUGUGCCGAGAGCCCUUUGGCCACAAGUGAAGAAACGAUUGAGAUUCGCAUUGAAUAAACGAGGCGUUCAAUUGCCGAUCAUCUGCGGGGUCGAAUUCGAGAGCAUGACACUCGAUUACACCAAUCAUGCUGUGGUGCUGAACACGGAUUUCACAUUUGAUCUCCCGCGUUUCAUCCGAAAGUUCCGACUCUACUUGCAAGAGAAAGGGAAACAAGGGCUACCCGUUCCACAGUGGAAAUCG
This is a messenger RNA of Mesorhabditis belari, 1593 nucleotides long. The record is from the annotation of a GenBank genome assembly. Lineage: Eukaryota; Metazoa; Nematoda; Chromadorea; Rhabditida; Rhabditidae.